Molecule: messenger RNA, 2230 nt
Organism: Syngnathus acus (greater pipefish)
Lineage: Eukaryota; Metazoa; Chordata; Actinopteri; Syngnathiformes; Syngnathidae
Gene: abcd4
Product: ATP-binding cassette, sub-family D (ALD), member 4
Exons: 19
Coding region: 211-2058 (615 amino acids)
Biological process (GO): long-chain fatty acid import into peroxisome; very long-chain fatty acid catabolic process; fatty acid beta-oxidation
Cellular component (GO): peroxisomal membrane
Molecular function (GO): ATP hydrolysis activity; long-chain fatty acid transmembrane transporter activity; ABC-type transporter activity
Source: RefSeq, a predicted model, not a curated record
GCGGAAAUGCAGACUUUGCUGUCGCUGCCAAACUUGACGGCUAACCCAAUCAGUCACCGUGUUCGUUCAGUAGGAGGAGGAAUGCUUAGAAAACGUUUGCUUCUAUUUUUAGAUAGUAACUGUAGAUUUAAAAGAGCUUUUCGGAAGCUCACGUAGCUAGUUAAUUUGGCUAAUUGUGACAUCUGACCUCUCACUCACUCUCCGGCGCAAAUGCCUCGCUUCGUGAAGUCAAAUGACAGAGGAAGCACACGAAGUAAACCAAAGUUGAACUGGAGCUUCGUGCAGAGGUUCUGGAGCAUCCUGAAGGUUCUGUUUCCGUCAUGGAGCAGCCCAAGUGUCCUCAUGUUUGCCACACUACUCGCAGUGACUUUGGCAGAGCAGCUGAUCAUUUACCAAGUGGGCAUCCUUCCCAGCCGCUUCUACAACGUGCUGGCCGACAAGGACAACAAGAGCUUCAAGAGCCUGCUGCUCACCGCCAUGCUGUUCAUUGUGCUCAACUCCACCUUGAAAAGUCUGGAGCAGUACAUCGGCAACCUGAUGUACGUGAGCUGGAGGAAGAUGCUGACGGAGAGCCUGCACGCCGCCUACUUCCGGGGACGCGUCUACUACACGCUCAACGUGCUCCGGGAGGACGUGGACAACCCUGACCAGCGGCUCAGUCAGGACGCCGAGAGGCUGUGCAAGCAGAUGAGCACCAUGGCCGCUCGGCUCGUCGCCUCGCCCUUCACCUUGGCUUACUACGCCUACCGCUGCUUCGAGAGCACGGGCUGGCUGGGCCCGCUCAGCAUCUUCGCCUACUUUGUGGUGGGCUCGGUGACCAACAAAAUCCUGAUGGGGCCCAUUGUGUCCACACUGUUCGAGCAGGAGAAACUGGAGGGCGAUUUCAGAUUCAAGCACAUGCAGAUCCGAGUCAAUGCUGAGUCGGCGGCUUUUUACAGGGCUGGUAAAGUGGAGCACAUGAGGACCAACAGACGCCUGCAGACUUUGCUGCAAACUCAGCAAAGCCUCAUCAACAAAGAGCUGUGGCUUUACAUUGGGGUGAACAGCUUCGACUACCUGGGCAGCUUCCUCAGCUACAUCAUCAUCGCCAUUCCCAUUUUCGGCGGGCUGUACGAUGGCCUGACGCCCGGCGAGCUCAGCGCGCUCAUCAGCAGGAACGCCUUCGUGUGCAUCUACCUGAUCAACGGCUUCACACAGCUGAUCGACCUGUCGAGCACGCUGUCCGACGUGGCCGGCUACACCCACAGGAUCGGCGAGCUGACGGAGGUGAUGGACGACGUUCUGCGCCAGCAGUGCGACUACGACCCGGCUUCGGGGGAAAGCUACGACUUUGACAGUGACUUCAAUGUGCACGGGGGGCCCGUGGACACGGCCUUCAUUGUGGACCAUCUGUCUUACACGUCUCCCUACUCGGAGCAGCUGCUGGUGGAGGACCUGAGCCUGAGCGUCAGCGAGGGGACGCACCUGCUGGUGGUGGGCAACACCGGCACGGGCAAGACCUCGCUCCUGAGGGUCCUCAACAGACUGUGGGAGGCCAAGAGCGGUUUUGUCCAAAUGACCACAUGCUUCGGGCCCAGAGGAACCCUGUUCCUGCCGCAAAGGCCUUACCUGACUGACGGCACGCUGCGUGAACAGGUCAUCUACCCACUCAAGGACAUUUACCCGCAAUCAGGGUCUGUAGAUGAUGACAGAAUAAUGAAGUUUCUCAAGAUGGCGGGGGUGUCCAGUCUGGUGAAGCGGACCGGCGGCCUGGAUGAAGUGGUGGACUGGAACUGGUACGACGUUCUGUCCCCGGGCGAGAUGCAGCGCCUUUGUUUUGCACGACUCUUCUACCUGCAGCCCAAAUACGCAGUGUUGGACGAGGCCACCAGCGCCUUGACGGAGGAGGCGGAGUCUCAGCUCUAUCGCACCUGCAAGCAGCUGGGUAUGACGCUGGUCAGCGUGGGACACCGCACAAGCUUGGAGAAGCACCACGACGUCCGGCUGAAACUGUGCGGAGGCGGCCACUGGGAGUUGAGCCAAAUAAAAGGCAGGAGUCUCAGAGAGGACGUCAUGUGACCCAAGCGCUUCCCGUCUUCCGCUGUGGACACGUUAAGAAGCGAUACUCCAUUCGGGGGGUUGUUCACGUCGCUUAGUUCGAGGACUCGGCCACAAAGGACGCUGAGACUCGAGUUGCUUUUUUAUGGUGGCCAUCUACUGAUUCCAUGAACAAUUAAAACAAGUUACUAAA